Antrostomus carolinensis (chuck-will's-widow) is the source of this 2415-nucleotide messenger RNA. It is a transcript of the gene PCDHAC1, whose product is annotated as protocadherin alpha subfamily C, 1. The record is from RefSeq and is a predicted model, not a curated record. Gene Ontology annotation, cellular component: plasma membrane. Lineage: Eukaryota; Metazoa; Chordata; Aves; Caprimulgiformes; Caprimulgidae. The annotation marks the transcript as partial. The transcript has a single exon. Gene Ontology annotation, molecular function: calcium ion binding. Gene Ontology annotation, biological process: homophilic cell-cell adhesion.
AUGUGGGUCUAUCUAAUGCUCUUCUGCCUUAUUUGCUGCACGGUGAAUGGGCAAGUGGUGUAUUCCAUCGUUGAGGAAAUGGAGCGCGGCGUGUCUGUCGGGAACAUAGCGAAGGAUUUAGGAAUAGAUGCAGCUACACUUUCAGCUCGGAAAUUCCGCGUGAUCACCGGUUCAAGUAAGCAAUAUUUUAAUAUCAAUGCAAGCACGGGGGCUCUGUCCGUUAAUGAGCCCAUAGACAGAGAGCAGCUUUGUGAAUUAAAGUCUGUCUGUCUGCUGAAUUAUGAACUUGUGUUAGAAAACCCUCUAGAGCUUUAUAGGAUGGAAUUUAAAGUCUUGGACAAAAAUGACAACUCCCCCAGCUUUCCCUUAAGUGAAUAUCACAUAAACGUGCCUGAGUUCCUGUCACCUGGGGCACGGUUUACACUCCCCACCGCCCAAGAUCUCGAUGAAGGGACCAACAGUGUCCAGAAUUAUACUCUGAGCCCUGAUGAACAUUUCCAUUUGGAAAUGCAGACACGUGGGGAUGGGAGUAAAUAUCCUGAAUUGGUGCUGAAGAAAGCCUUAGAUAGGGAGCAGCAAGCCACCCACAGACUUGUCCUUACAGCCAAAGAUGGUGGGGAUCCUCCAAAGUCCGGUGAUGUCCUGGUCAUUGUGACCGUGCUGGAUACCAAUGACAAUGCACCAGAAUUUGAGCACUCAGUUUACAGGGCGAGUAUCUUGGAAAACUCCCCAAGUGGCACUUUGGUAGUGCAAGUGCAUGCCACGGACUUGGAUGAAGGUCCAAAUGGAGAGAUCAGGUAUUUGUUUAGCAAUACUACUUCUGCUGAUCUACAGCGGAUGUUCUUAAUUCACCCGCACAAUGGGGAGGUGACAGUCAAUGGCGUUUUAGCUGUUCAGAGACCUCUCCUCGAGAUGCUUAUUGAGGCAAGGGAUAACGGGGCAUUUGGCAUGUCCAGCACGGCUAAGUUGCUGGUGGAAAUCACUGAUGUGAACAAUCAUGGUCCAGAGAUAGCAAUUACAUCCCUUUCAAGUCCCAUUCCUGAGGAUGCCGAACCUGGUACAGUGAUUGCUCUGCUGAGUGUUAUGGAUAAGGACCCUGGGGAGAACGGGAAAGUAACCUGCCAGAUCCCUGAUAACCUUCCCUUCCAGUUAAAGCCUUCCCUCGAAAACUACUACAGCCUGGUCACCAGUGGGCUUUUGGACCGAGAGUUGACCAGUGGCUACAAUGUCACCAUUAAUGCCACAGACUUGGGUUCUCCACCCAUCAGCACUCAGAAGACCAUUUGGGUGCAGAUUUCUGAUGUGAAUGAUAACCCCCCCGUCUUCAGUGCGGAUGCAUUUGAUAUGUUUGUGGAGGAGAACAAUCCACCUGGUGCUUUUCUCUACCAAGUCUCAGCGUCUGACCCUGAUAUGGGGGAGAAUGGACGGGUCUCUUACUUGCUCAGGAAUUCCACAGUUGCGGGCAGUGCCCUGGCCAGCUUUUUGUCUGUGAGCUUGGCCAAUGGGAGCAUCUAUGCAACACGUGCCUUUGACUUUGAGCAGCUUAAGAGCUUCCAUUUCCAAGUGGAAGCCAAGGACAAUGGGUCACCGGCCUUGAGUGCUGCCAUAACUGUGCAUGUUUACAUCUCGGACCAGAAUGACAAUGCCCCAGCCAUCCUGUAUCCCACUGGCCAGAAUGGUUCAAUAGCUGUGGAAGUUGUGCCCCGCCUGGCUGAUGAGGACUACCUGGUGACCAAAGUGGUGGCAGAUGAUGAGGACAAUGCAGAGAAUGCCUGGCUCUCCUAUCACCUCAUCCACUCCUCUGACUCCACUCUGUUCCACUUGGCACCACACUCUGGUGAGCUGCGCACCACACGUUCCAUGCGCUCCACUGACUUGCUCAAGCACAAGGUGGUUGUGGUGGUGCAGGACCAUGGGGAUCCACCCCUCUCCUCUACAGUGACAGUGGGCAUCCUGUUGGCUGACACCCUGCCUCAGGUGCUGCCGGACUUUGAUGACAGUGGGGAGCCACCACCACUGCUCAAUGCUACAAACAUCUACUUGAUAAUUUCUCUUGCCUGUGUCUCCUUCAUCUUUGCUGUGUUCCUCCUCUUUCUUGCUGUUGUGCGGCUAUGCCGCUGCCAGACUUGCUGCUGCAGUGACUGCUGCUGCCCAGCUGAUGAGUAUGAGAAUUAUUGCUAUAGUGUGCACAUGCUUCCCAGCUCCCACCUCCCACCAGACAUCCUGGAGGUCACUGGUGUGGGUAAACUGACCCAUACCUACUUGUACAGGGCAUCUGUAGGUCUUGGGCCUAGUAACAACAGCAUUCCAAAUGGUGAUGCUGGGAACAUUCCCAGCGGCUCAAGGUUACAAGUGCCAGGACCCUGCAUCCAAGUGCAGCAGGUCCAAAGUGAUCAGUUGAGUGCUGUCCUCGUG